AAAAAAAUAGAAUAGUUUAACAAUUUUCUAACAAAAGUGUAUUCUUUGCUCCUUAGCUCAUGAAGUAUUAUGAAUCCUUCGCCUGCAUUCUCUGCUGCAAAUGUUUCUACGCCUAGUUUACAAACUGGAAAUACAGGAUCAGCCACAUGGAUUAAUAAAUUAAAGAUUGUAGGCAGAGGACAAAAUUGGGCAGUUGCACCAUGUGAACCUUUCUACUUAAUGGGUACUGAACCACCGGCCCCGGAUGCAGCGUUGACAGGCGCUAAAAAUCUUAUUGAACAUUAUGGUUUAGAGAAUGCCUAUCAAAAAUUUUGUGGUAAACGUCUUAAAGAAGAAUUAAGUGCUUUCCUACCUCAUCUGUCUGGAAAUAUUGAUGUACCAGCUUCGGUUGACGGGAGUGGAUUAAUGAGUCUAAUUGAGCGACCGCCAAUCCGAGGAAAGGAAUUAAGACCGUUUGCACCCAGUCAAUUAGAUCAUGCCUUUCGAUUGCAUCCCGGACCUUUACCUCAAGAAUACUCUUCUCUUUUUGCAGCUGCACCACCAAAACAUAUUCAGCCUAAUGGACAAGAUCAACAACAACAGCUGUUCGCAAGUGGUGCUAGCGUAGUAGGUUCACGUAUACCGGCUACAGCUGCACCCGGUUCUGGACUACCUCACCGUAGACGUCGUCGACAUGAAGUCCACCGUGGAACCCUUGCUUCUGGAAGUGAUAGUAGUUCUUCUAUGGGUAUAUCAGGUAUUGGAGGGAAUGUUAGUGCCAGCCCUGCAUCAUUUUUCACUGGACCAUCUUCUUAUAAUCAAUUAGGACCAGUACAUCCGACAACAGCAGCACCAUUGUCGUCAAAUCAAUUACCGUCACAAACGCCCAGCAUUCCUUCAUCUUUAGGUGUAGCUAAUGCGGUGACACUACCUAACAAUGUAUCUGAGUCAACUCAAUCAUUACAUGGCAUAGAUAGCUCGCUCAGUCAAGCUGUCAGUAUGAAUAAACCAGUAGAUCACCCACCUGGUCUUAUUCCUGCUUCACUUCCUCACGCUCCAUCAGCACCGUCUAUACCAACAUUAUCUUCAGAUCCUCCACCACCCCCGCCUCCACUUUUAGCUCCUAUACACCACCAAUCAUCCUCGUCCUCAUUAGGACAGAAAUUACCACAUUCGAAUCAAAAUAAUGUAUCCAGUAUGAAUUCUGUAUAUAACAGUGGUACAGUUAAUGCGAAUCUCACGCCAACUAAAUCGAAUCCACCUGUACUUCAUUCUAUUCACCCAUCGAAUACCAAUAAUCCUGUCAGUACAUCUGUGCCUCCAGUCUACAGUAAUCAUCAUCAUCAUCAUCACCCUCAUCAUCAGUUCUACGGACAGCAGCAGCAGCAACAACAACAACAACAGACACAUCAUCACCAACAUCACAAUUUGCAUCUUACACAGUCUUAUCCAUCUUCAUUAAGUCAGAACUCCUCUAGAUCAAUGUCACCUGUUAUACCAAUGGAAACGAACUCCUCACCACCAUCACCGGAUAUGCAUAAAAUACGUCGUUCAGAUAUGACUGAUGAAGAACGGAGGAAAAAGAAGCGUAGGGAGAAGAAACGACGGAAAGAUAAAGAGUAAAUAUGCUUUUUUUUUAGAAAAAAAUUGUUUGGGUGAUAUGCGCUGAGGCGUUUACUUCUCCCACAGAAUUAAUGUGGGGGGGGAGGAAUUAAUCAACUGGUUAUAUAAAGAGAGACUAAAUUUGUUUAAAGUUCUUCUGUAAAAUUGUGUACUUUAUUUUUUCAAACUGUAAAGCUUUCUUCCUUCCUUCUUGUUUUUGUGAAAUGUUUGAUCGUGUGACUUUUUUCUUUGAUUUAAAUAAAGAAAGAAGAAAAACACAUUUCCUGGAUUGUCUCUUUCUCUCUCUCUUCAACUGCCUACAUCCCAAAUAAAUCAAUUAUUACUUUAUAUUACAAAAUGGUGUCUGAACCAACCUGCUUCACAAUGACUUCAAGUUAUAGGUAGAGAGUAUAAGCGACAUAAU
This is a messenger RNA of Trichobilharzia szidati, 2005 nucleotides long. The record is from the annotation of a GenBank genome assembly. NCBI's taxonomy places the organism in Eukaryota, Metazoa, Platyhelminthes, Trematoda, Strigeidida, Schistosomatidae.